Messenger RNA from Phyllotreta striolata, 1123 nucleotides. Lineage: Eukaryota; Metazoa; Arthropoda; Insecta; Coleoptera; Chrysomelidae. The record is from the annotation of a GenBank genome assembly.
CGUGACUUGCCGAAUGUCGUUGACAAAUUUUCGUAAUGGAUGGGCGCGACCAGGGGGAAAUCUACGGGAAAUUCUCGAACAUGCAACCGUAUUUCCUCUGUUCGAAAUCCCCCAUCUUUCCCUUCUCCAGUGCAAGCAUCAAACGCAACGCGUGCACCCAAACCGAUUCCCGAUCCGCCAAUCUGGAAGAACUGCUAUCGCCCGACGACGACGAGCUGAUUAUGACCGAGAAAAGCCGAAGUUUGUACCUUUUAGCCCUGCGCUACGUGAAUAAGUUCCAUCGAGUCAUCAACGAGGAGCUGAAGUUCGUUUACGGGAACCGCAAGGAAGCUUUUAUGUGCCCCAGCGUUCCGAAUUACUCGGCGUUGUUGUGCAACGAAUUGGCGAUCGAGCCUCGCCAGUGUAAAAACGAGGAUAUAAUCGACAGCGAUGGCGUGUACGUGCACUUAAAAAUCCAGGAAAAUUCGCAGUUGGUGAGAAGGAAUAGUUUUAACGUGGUAGCUAUAGAGCCUUGCGUGGAUAUUCUGGAGUACGCGAGGAGCAAAGAAAAACUGAAAAGCCCCUAUCCGCCUCAGAAACCGCCGCCGCCUCCUUUCGAAAUCCGACCGUACACUCCGCAGAAGAUUAAAAGCAUGUUCGACGCCAUAUCGCAGAAAUCCAAAGUCAGUUCCACCGUAGACGAUUCCGACGACAGCGUGAUUUUGGACGACGAGCAAUUCGAGCAGCACGUCCAAUACAAAAACCCGUCGGCCAUCGACGAUUUCUUCCACCGCAAAUCCAACCCGCUGCAACUGAACAGCAAAGACCUCACCAACCUCAACGAGCGUACCCUGCACACCAUCGGGCUGUUCAACAACAAGGGAGAGAUCAAGCCGGACGUCAUGGAUCUGCUGGAGAAGGAGAAAUCGUUCAAGGCGAAGGACGCGCGCAACAAGCAGUUCAGGAGCAAGAGGCAGUGGGACUUGCAGAUACAUUUGAACCCCAAAUCCGACUUGGAUCGGGACACGGUGUCUUCGACCAGCCAGAAGUCCUUCGUGAGCUAUUCGGACGUGAAAAUCCACAUGCAGAAUAUAGAUUAGUGUCGAUAUAAGUGGACAAUAAAUUUAUGUUUAGAGAAUUUAGC